AGGUCUCUCCCAAGGACGUGGAGAUGAAAGCCACAGAUGCUCCAGGCCCUGAUCUGGAGCAGACCCUGGCAUGGCUAAGACAGGAGUUGGCUGAGAUGCAGGCACAAGACCAGAGAUUACUGCUCAUGCUGACUCAAAUCCACCACGUCCUGGAGGAGCUGCGCACUGAGAGUGCCCGCUGGGAGGAUGCCAAGUUCAGUGAAAAGGCCUCCCCCAUCAGAGCCAGGGCAGGAUCUGAGGGCAGGGCUGGCCGGCCCAUCUCUUCCAAACAGCUGGCCCAACUCCUCUCAGGGGCAGAUAGCAGACGAAGCUCCCUCCCUUAA
Messenger RNA from Suncus etruscus (white-toothed pygmy shrew), 323 nucleotides. RefSeq names its product chromosome 9 C20orf202 homolog (gene C9H20orf202). The transcript has 2 exons. Bases 24 to 323 code for a protein of 99 amino acids. The record is from RefSeq and is a predicted model, not a curated record. NCBI's taxonomy places the organism in Eukaryota, Metazoa, Chordata, Mammalia, Eulipotyphla, Soricidae.